CUGGAAAAUGAAAACCACCAGCACUUCUGAGCUCAGCCAAUCAGAGCGGGAGGGCGGGGCCUGGAGUUCAGGAACAGCCCCGCCCCCAGCCUCUCCGUGCAGUUCUCCUCCAGGUCCGCCCAUGCUCCAUAUAAAGGAGGGCUCUGGGCUGAGCAGUCACUGCUUUCUGCUCACACCUAGAAGAUGUCUGGUCGCGGUAAAGGAGGGAAAGGGCUCGGGAAAGGCGGCGCCAAGCGGCACAGGAAGGUGCUCCGCGAUAACAUCCAGGGCAUCACCAAGCCUGCCAUCCGCCGUCUAGCUCGCAGGGGAGGCGUCAAGCGCAUCUCCGGCCUCAUCUAUGAGGAGACCCGCGGGGUGCUGAAAGUCUUCCUGGAGAACGUCAUCCGGGACGCCGUCACCUACACCGAGCACGCCAAGAGGAAGACCGUCACCGCCAUGGACGUGGUCUACGCGCUCAAGUGCCAGGGCCGCACUCUCUACGGCUUCGGGGGUUAAUGCUGCCUCCGUCCUCGCAACACAAAGGCUCUUCUCAGAGCCGCCCACAUCUUCCCGGGGAGAAGCUACAACUCCUUCUGCGCUCAGCCACUGAGGGGUUAACACCGCCCGCACAUCAGGGGAC
Molecule: messenger RNA, 619 nt
Organism: Bufo gargarizans (Asiatic toad)
Lineage: Eukaryota; Metazoa; Chordata; Amphibia; Anura; Bufonidae
Product: histone H4-like
Exons: 1
Coding region: 184-495 (103 amino acids)
Biological process (GO): nucleosome assembly
Cellular component (GO): nucleosome
Molecular function (GO): structural constituent of chromatin; protein heterodimerization activity; DNA binding
Source: RefSeq, a predicted model, not a curated record